AUGUUUGAAAAGAAGCUACGCAACUUGACUGUAGCGAAGUCUCUUGAGAAAAAGCCGCCUUUUGAUGAAAACUUUUGGGGACGGUAUGUCGAUAGCUUAUCAAAGAAUGUCAAAGAACAGUACGGUGAUCCCCUUCAACCUAACCCUAAAAAGUACCACAGCAAAUCGUUUGCUGUUACUAAACUUCAGAAAUACUUCGAGCAUUUAAAGCUCCCUAGGCCAUCUGCAAACGAAGCCAUAACAGCAUUAAAAUCGCCAUUUACACAGGGUGAUUUAGUGAAGGCAUUUCACUUUAUUAGAUUUUUCCAGUUGAGUUCGGAGGGCUUAUUUUUGACAAAUGAAAACAGAGACAAGCUUGGACAUGCGAUAAACUACGUGGGAGCGGAAAAUUGGGGCAAUGUAAUGUGUUAUCUCGAUGCAUUAUUCUUUUCCAUGUUCGCUAACCUUGAAAGCUUUGAACCUAUAUUAUUUAUAUCAAAUAAGCACCCCAAUCACUUGGUGUAUCAGUUGGCUGCAUUAUUAAGAUUGUAUGUCAAUUUGAUUCGAUCCGGAAACUUGAUAACAACGGAUAUCACUAUUAGAUUAUGUGAGAUAUUAGAACAACUAGGAUUCGAAGAGGCCAUGUCUCGUAGGCAACAAGAUUCAGCGGCUCUAUUUGAAUUUUUGACAGAGAUCCUUGCGAUGCCUUUGCUUACAUUUAAAAUCGAUAUUAAACAUGGAGGUAAAUUCAGCAAGGAAGACGAUCAGAAGUACUCGAAAGAAAGAAUUCUAUUUGUUAGCAUUCCCGAUGAUGAGGCGAACCAUGACGAUAACAUAUUGCUCGAAGAGUGCCUAGAACACUAUUUCAAUAACUCUAUUAGUGUCAAAAGAGAAUUGGAAAGAAGAGCUACUUUGGAAAGCUUACGAAAAGAAGACUCGCAAAACCCACUGUUGGGCACAGUUGAGGUAAGAGUAUCAAAUGGUGAUCAAACUGUAGAAUCGGAUGUGAGAGGCUCAGAGAAGCUAAAGAGAAGUGAUUCCAAGAAUCAAGUGAAAGUAACUUCAAGGGCAAGAUCAUCUACACUUUCCUUAUGGUCGUUGAAUGAUGCGGACGUAACCCCUUCUAAUCCAAGAGAGGUGAAUUUACCCGCAUGGAUGUUUUUGCGUCUUUUACCAUUCUAUACAGAUGAUAAUGCCUCGUCAGGUACGAACAGUUCUAGCGCUGUAAGGAAUUCGAAGGAAUUUGUGAAUAGAAGGCCGGUUUUACCUAUCUGCCUCAAGAGAUAUUCUUUCGAUUCUUCAAACUCUCUGGCAACCCGUUCUUCUAAGAGGAUAAUUAUUCCUCCUAUAAUAAAUCUUCCUCAGUUUGUUGCGGAUGAUGAUAACGAUGAAACCUCUGGAGAUUACAAAUUAAUUUUAGAAAGCGCAGUCUGUCAUAGAGGUACUUCUAUUUCAUCGGGACAUUACAUUUCUGUUGUCAGGAAAGACACCAACAACGUCAAUGAAUCAGAGGAGGAAGCAACGAAUGCAAUAUGGUACUUGUAUGAUGACGUUAAUAAAAAAUCGAGAAUUACUGAGAAGAGUUUCAAGCAAAUUUUUCAAACAGAAUGGCCCUAUAUGCUAUUUUAUCGAUUGAUUUCCAACGAGGAGAGUAACUCUAGUAGUAACACCUCCGCAAAUGUUAGUGCAAAUUCGAGUAUUAGAAGAGGAGUUACAGUUCAAAAAUCAGUUUUACCCCCUCAAGGCUCGAAAGUCCAUUAUUGGUCAGAGACAGAACCUUUAACGCCUAUAAUAUCAAGUACAAAUUCACCUAGUUUAAGAUCUGUGGAGGGUAUUACUGAAAGCAUCAACAGUAGUACCUCAAGUAUCUUGAGUCUCGAUAUUUCGCCAAAUGAUUCAAAAUUCAUAGAUAUUAGAGAUAAAUACUUUUGGUAUUUGACAGACGACGAUAUGAAUUAUUAUAAAGAGUUGCCUACUAAUUCGACCUUUAUUGGCAGAGAGCCUAGUAUUUCUAUUAGUCAAAAACUUCGUCGAAAUAGUCAAUGGAGUGCCGCCACAAAUCAUUCUAAGCAUCACUUGCAACCUAAUGAAAGCAGAACGAGUUUAAGUGGCGAUGAAUUAUACGCUUUGGGCGACAAAGUAACAGUAUUAGAUUUAGACAAACUUUCAAAGAGUGCUUCUAACAAAUCCAAAGUGCCUGAACAGAUAGAAGACGUUGCAGUAGGAAAAAUUCCUUCCACGUCUCCGAAACCCAGUGACAAGCAUUCGGAUCCCAUAAUUAAUCACAUUUCAACUGAAGACUCUAAGACUGUGAAAAGUAAACGUCAUAAGAGAUUUCAUAAACGCCGUGAAGAAUAUAAAAAUGAAAAGUGUAUAAUAGCUUAA
Molecule: messenger RNA, 2364 nt
Organism: Priceomyces carsonii
Lineage: Eukaryota; Fungi; Ascomycota; Pichiomycetes; Serinales; Debaryomycetaceae
Exons: 1
Coding region: 1-2364 (787 amino acids)
Biological process (GO): protein deubiquitination
Cellular component (GO): nucleus; cytosol
Molecular function (GO): cysteine-type deubiquitinase activity
Source: RefSeq, a predicted model, not a curated record